GCAGAACCAUGCUAGGUUUAAACAGGAUUCUGAGCCUCCGUGCUUCCCGGAUUCGGAGCAGUGGUUCGCCCGUAGCCAAGCUCUCCCCCAGGUCUUCUUCAUGCCAAAACUCCGGUGCCAGUUCGAGGAUUUACUGUGCGUGUCUGCUGCUCCUGCUGCUGGUGACGCCUCGGGUGGACUCUUCGUGGUGAGAGCCUCCAGUCUCCAUCCUCUUGCCCAGCCUCGUAAAACCCGACCACACAGCUACACGCUCCCUGACCUCCACCAGCUGACCCGCCAAAGCCCCGCAGCCACCGAGAUGCACACAAUGAGAUCUAGAGUAUAUUUUGGGUACAUCGGUGCUCUCGGGGCCCGUGUGAUCUGCGACAACAUCCCAGGUUUGGUGAACAAGCAGCGGCAUCUUUGCCAGCGGCAUCCAGACAUCAUGCAGGCCAUCGGCGAGGGCACCAAAGAGUGGAUCAGAGAAUGCCAGCACCAGUUCAGACACCACCGCUGGAACUGCAGCACGCUGGACCGCGACCACACCGUGUUUGGACGUGUCUUGCUACGGAGUAAGUCCAUGGGUAGUCGUGAAGCAGCAUUCGUCUACGCCAUCUCCUCAGCAGGAGUGGUGUAUGCGCUCACUCGCGCCUGCAGCCAGGGGGAGCUGAAGACGUGUAACUGCGACCCUCACAAGCGUGGACGGGACAGCGAUGACAGAGGAGACUUUGACUGGGGUGGCUGUAGUGAUAACAUCAACUAUGGGAUAAAGUUUGCCAAAGCCUUUAUAGAUGCCAAAGAAAGGACUGUCCGAGAUGCACGGGCGCUCAUGAACCUACACAACAACCGCUGUGGCAGAACAGCUGUAAAGCGAUUCAUGAAGCUGGAGUGUAAAUGCCACGGUGUGAGUGGUUCUUGCACGCUGCGGACAUGUUGGAUGGCCAUGUCAGACUUCAGGAAGACCGGGGACUACCUGAGGAGAAAAUACAACGGAGCCAUCGAGGUGACAAUGAAUCAGGACGGGACAGGCUUUGCCGUAGCUAACAAAGCCUUCAGGAAGGCCACCAAGAAUGACCUGGUCUACUUUGAGAACUCCCCGGAUUACUGCCUACAAGACAAAACAGCAGGCUCCCUGGGAACGGCUGGUCGAGUCUGCAAUAAGACAUCACGUGGCACAGAUGGCUGUGAGGUCAUGUGCUGUGGGCGGGGCUACGACACCACAAGAGUCAAGCAAAUCACCAAGUGUGAGUGCAAGUUCAAAUGGUGCUGCGCCGUGGAGUGUAAGGACUGUGAGGAAGCUGUGGACAUACACACGUGCAAAGCUCCCAAACGAGCUGAAUGGUUGGAACAGACCUGAGGACACGCCCCGCUGCCCCCUGUAAUACAACCCCGCCCCUUUUCCCUUUACUACAGGACAUCCUGUGGAACAUGGCAUUCUGGGAAAGAUUGUAUAAAAGUGCUCUGCGUCUCCGCCCUCCCCUGCCCCCAUCUUGGUUCAUCAUUGCAUGGCUUUUCAACCUGUCUCUGUGAAAGCACUAGAAUUCAGUACCCAUCAAUAUGAAUGAACACCCAGAAGCCCCGGUUCGUGAAUGGCCCUGUGACUGAACUGCUGGGAUGAACGGUGAAACCAGUGAAAACUUUGGGGUUUGGGUGAAUUGGGCUUUUAUUGAAGAAUUAGUCCAGAUGGCCUUUUCUCUACCGUGUGGCUCUGGGUUAAGAAUGGUUUGCUGCUUUCAUGAUGCUUUAAAGACACAUUUUUAUAUUAACUGAGCCUUCAAACGUAUUCAGUAUUAAUACAACAACAUCAUAUACUCGCAUAAUUGUUACUCUUUUCUACCCAAAACGAACACUUGGUUGGACUUUGGGAAGUAGCUUGACAAGUGCACUUUGAGAAGUGAUAAUCUAGGCAUGCGUUUGACUCUGUGUGGACAAGCAGAAGUCCAGGCUAUGGACUACAAGAAGACAAGGAGAUGGACACUAGAUGAAUAAAUGGACAGAUGCAUCAUUGGGACUUUGAAUGCAACUGUAUAACAAGAGAGGAAAAAAAUGCUUUUUAAAGAGAUUUAUUUAAAUUGUUAAGUGUUGUUUCAUUUCUCAUCUGCGGAUGAGACUGCACUACAUUGGCUGACAAGAGGAUAGAGAAAAGCACUCCCAUUAUUAUGAUUAUACAGUGUACUCUAGUUUCAGUGUGUGAGACGACGAACUGCCGCUGAGGAGAAAAAAGAAGAAAAAGGAGAUGGCCUGGAUGGUCAUUGAGUCACACAUAACUACAACAUCAGACUGUUUUCCCUUCUCUGCUCUUCAGCUUGCCUGUAUAACUGUGUAUAUUGCCUUGUUCAUAUGAAAUAUAUGGUGCAUUAGU
Molecule: messenger RNA, 2341 nt
Organism: Notothenia coriiceps (black rockcod)
Lineage: Eukaryota; Metazoa; Chordata; Actinopteri; Perciformes; Nototheniidae
Product: protein Wnt-2b-A
Exons: 6
Coding region: 101-1336 (411 amino acids)
Biological process (GO): multicellular organism development; cell fate commitment; neuron differentiation
Cellular component (GO): extracellular region
Molecular function (GO): cytokine activity; frizzled binding
Source: RefSeq, a predicted model, not a curated record